AUGGGACGAGACCGGCGCGCCGUAACGCACGCCGAUAUCUCAAUUGAACUUCAACUGAACCACUAUCGUCAUAACGCCGCGCCGGCGCCGGCGCCUGCCACUGACCGAGGCAGACGAAGCCACGGCGCCGGCAGGGCCCAAAAACGCAUUUCCGUUGUUUCCUCACGAUGUCAUGAUAUCGGAACCAUGUUAUUCCGGGCCGGGCCGGGCCGGGCUGGCUGCGAAGCCAAAGCUGCCGCCGCUCGUGAUGCCGUUGACGGGCCCAAGCAGCCCUCCCCGCCCCCACCCGCGGCGCCGCCUUUGCCGCCCGCUGCCGUGGCCACCUCGUGAUACCUCUCGGCCGUCUUCGUCUGCAGUCUUCUGCCCGUGGCCGCGGGCCCGCGAUGUGGCUAUUGGAGGCGCGUUGAGAGGCGUGGCCGUGAUGUUGCCGGUCGUGCUGCUGUGUGGUGUUUUGCGUGGGCUGCAAUGGGCUGCCGUGGGCGGCCCGCGCCUGCGCGCGCACCUUGUUCGUGUGGGGGUGGGGCGCGGGCCCAGAAAAAAAG
Molecule: messenger RNA, 542 nt
Organism: Purpureocillium takamizusanense
Lineage: Eukaryota; Fungi; Ascomycota; Sordariomycetes; Hypocreales; Ophiocordycipitaceae
Exons: 1
Coding region: 1-330 (109 amino acids)
Source: RefSeq, a predicted model, not a curated record